This is a messenger RNA of Pistacia vera, 6225 nucleotides long. RefSeq lists its product as uncharacterized. The record is from RefSeq and is a predicted model, not a curated record. The coding region runs from base 1 to 5943 and encodes 1980 amino acids. The transcript is spliced from 10 exons. Gene Ontology annotation, molecular function: ATP hydrolysis activity; ADP binding. Lineage: Eukaryota; Viridiplantae; Streptophyta; Magnoliopsida; Sapindales; Anacardiaceae.
AUGGUUGAAAUUGUUCAAGCUGUUGUAGAAGUUGCGAAGUGCUUGGUUGCUCCAAUAGGACGCCAAUUUGGUUAUUUCUGCAACUACAACCGCAAUUUUGAGAGUCUCAAGCGAGAAGUCGAGAAGCUGAUGGAUGCGAAAGAGUCUCUGCAGCAUACUAUUGAUGAUGCCAAAAGAAAAGGAGAAGAGGUUGAACAAGAAGUUGAGGGUUGGCUGAUUAGUGUGGAGAAGAUUAUCGAUGAGGCGCAGAAGAUUAUUGAAGACGGAGAGAAUGCAAAGUACAAGUGCUUGAAGGGAUUGUGCCCUAUCCUGAAGAUCUACCAGCUUAGCAAGAAAGCAGUGAGGGAGGUGAAGUCUAUUUCUGAACUUAGGGAAGAUGGGAAAUUCAAUAAAGUUUCCCACAGGACCAUUCCAGAGGAGCUAUGGUUUACAUCUUGUAAAGAUUAUGAGGUUUUUGAAUCAAGAAUGUCCACUUUGCGGGAUAUAAGAGAGUCAUUAAGUAAUCCUAAUGUUAACAUGAUUGGUGUGUACGGGAUGGGUGGUAUUGGUAAGACAACCCUUGUGAAAGAAAUUGCUAGACAAGCCAAGAAAGAAAACCUCUUUGACCAGGUGGUAUUUGCAGAUGUAUCCCAGACACCGAAAAUAAAUAAGAUUCAAGGGCAAAUUGCAGAUUCUCUCGGUCUGCAAUUCUCUGAGGAGUCUGAGCCUGGAAGAGCAAGGAGACUAUGUGAAAGACUGAGGAAAGAGAAGAAGAUCCUGAUUAUUUUAGAUGAUAUUUGGAGAAGACUUGAUUUGGAGACUAUCGGAAUUCCUUUCGAAGAUGAUCAUAAAGGAUGUAAAAUAUUACUGAUAGCAAGAAGUCAAGAUGUAUUGUCAAGUAAGAUGGAUUCUCUAAAUAACUUCUUGGUUGGUUUUUUAGAUGAAACAGAAGCUUGGAGACUAUUUCAGAAGAUGGUAGGUUGUUAUAUUGAAAAUCAUGAUUUGCAAUCUGUGGCGAUUGAUGUAGCCAAGGCAUGUGCAGGCUUGCCUAUUUGUAUUGUUACAGUAGCAAGGGCAUUGAGAGGAAAGAGUUUAUUUGAAUGGAGGAAUGCAUUGCGACUAAUGACUAGGCCUUCCCCAAGAAACUUCACAGAUUUACCAGAAGCGACUUAUUCAUGUAUAGAGGUAAGUUACAAUUAUUUAGAAAGUGAGGAACUCAGGUCAACCUUUUUGCUAAUAGGAUAUACUUAUAUUUCUGGCUUUCGUGAUUUGCUGAAAUAUGGUAUUGGCUUGGGUCUAUUCCAUGGCAUCAGUACAAUGGAAGAAGCAUGGGAUAGAAUACAUACAUUGGUCCGUAAACUCAAAGCAUCUUGUAUGUUACUUGACGGCUAUGGAAGUCAAGAUUUUUCUAUGCAUGAUGUUGUUGGUGAUGUUGCCAUAUCACUAGCGUCUAGAGACAACCAUGUGUUUACUGUCACAAAUGGGAUUGUUCCAAGAGACUGGCCAGAUAUGGAUACAUUAAAAGAUGCAAUCUCUUUAGUUAUAGCUAAUGAUGAUUUUAGUGAGCUUCCUCAGGGGUUGGUAUGUCCCCAACUUAAACUUCUUGGUGUAUAUACUGGGAAUCAGUUUUUGAAAAUCCCAGAUGAUUCUUUCAUAUGGAUGACAGAACUCAGAGUUUUAAAUUUGACUGGAAUGCAUUUAUUAAGACUCCCUACAUCACUUCAUCUCCUACUAAACCUUCGGACCCUGUGUCUAGAUUUUUGCAGAUUGAGUGACAUAGCUAUUAUUGGAAACCUGAAGAAACUUGAAAUCCUUAGCUUUCUUCAGUCUGAUAUUGAGCAAUUGCCUAGAGAAAUAGGUCAGCUAACUAAGCUAAGGUUGCUAGAUUUGACCAAUUGUUUCAAACUAAAAGUUGUUCCCCCAAAUGUGAUAUCCAGCUUAUCUGCUUUAGAAGAGCUGUAUAUGGGCAAUACCUCAAUCCAGUGGGAGAUCGAAGGACUUGAUGUUGAAAGAAGUAAUGCUAGUCUUUAUGAGUUAAUGCAUUUGUCUAACUUGACUGCUUUAGAAAUACAUAUUAAAGAUGCCGAGAUUUUACCUAAAGGUUUCCUCUCUAAAAAGCUGGAAAGAUACAAAAUAUUCAUUGGAUAUGCCAGCAGGAAUUGGUUUGUAAAGUGCCAAAUUUCAAGAACGUUGAAACUCAAGCUCAAUUCAAGCAUUUGCUGGGAAGAAUUGCAGGGCGUCAAGAAUGUUGAAGACCUACGCAUAGAUGAAUGGCAUGGUGAGAACGUUCUUUAUGCAUUAGACAGAGAGGGUUUUGUAGAAUUGAAGCAUCUCCAUGUUCAAAGCAGUGCCUACUUUCUCUGCAUCAUUGAUUCAAUUGAGCCAGUAUCACGUGAUCCCUUCCCUCUCUUGGAGUCAUUGGUUCUUAACAAUUUGAUUAAUUUAGAGAAGAUAUGUCACAGUCAAUUCACAACACAGUCCUUUUGCAAGUUGAGAAUCAUGAAUGUGAGGAAGUGUGAGAAAUUGAAAAAUAUCUUCUCAUUCUCCGUUGCCGGAUUCCUUCCACAACUUCAAACUAUUAAGGUGAUUAAAUGCGAGAAUAUGGAAGAGAUUUUUUCUAUUGGAAGAGAAGAUGAUAUCAACAAUGAACUGAGUGACAAAAUUGAGUUUGGACAAUUACGUUUCUUGACUCUAAAAGUUCUCCCGCAGUUCAAAAGCUUCUGCUCCAAAGUGAAAACACCUUCCACUUCUCAAAAUGUACACAGGGAAUUUACAACUGGAGCAAUCUCCAGUGAAAUCGUUGUGGAAGACGAGAUAGAUACUCUCACAUCUCUGUUCAAUGAAAAGGUUGUAUUCCCCAACCUGGAGGCCUUGGAAUUAUCUGCAAUUAAUUUUCAAAUGAUCUGGCUCAACCAACUUCCAUCAAUGUCUUACCGUGUCCAAAAUUUGACACGCUUGAUCAUGCAAGAGUGUGAUAAGCUAAGAUAUAUAUUUUCAUCUUCUAUGGUUGGAAACUUUGUUCUGCUUCAACACCUUGAGAUAUGCCACUGUAAGGUUUUGGAGGAGAUUGUUAUGAAGGAAGAAGCAGAAGUAGCUGAUAGGUUUGUCUUUCCGCGGCUAUCCACCCUGAAACUCUGUGACCUACCAAAGCUUACAACUUUCUACUCUGGAAUAGAAAUUUCAGAAUGGCCAGAGUUAAAGAAGAUUGAGGUGUAUGGUUGCGACAAAGUAGUGAUAUUCACCUCGGAGUUGUUUAGCUUCCAGGAACCUGAUGAGGAGGGCCAACUUGAAGUCCCACCAAAGCAGCCCCUUUUUGUGGUCGAAAAGGUCUUCCCCAACUUGGAGGAAUUGGCUUUAAACAGUAAGGACAUUGUGAUGAUAAGCCAGUUACCGGAACAUCUCUUUCUCAAACUCAAAGUAGUUGAGGUGGUGGAUGAUGAAUCAUAUGUUUUUCCACUUAGUUUACUCCAAAGAUUUAAUAAUUUGGAAGUGUUCAGCCUAAAUUGUUGUUCAUACACAGAGAUAUUAUCAUGUGAAGAGGCUGGGAACAUCGCACAGUUGAAAUAUUUAAACAUACAGGAGUGUGACAAUUUGCUCAAUUUAGAGCCUUUCCCAACUUCUUUCCAAAAUCUAACAACUCUCCAAGUACGUUUUUGCUGUGGAUUAAUGAACUUGGUAACAUCCUCAACAGCCAAGAGCUUGGUGCAACUGAAAGAAAUGAAUAUUUAUGACUGCGGUAUGGAAGAAAUAGUAGUAGAUGACGGGGAUGUAGAAGAUGAUGAGAUUGUUUUCAGAAAAUUGAAGAGGUUGUCACUUGGACGAUUAUAUAAUCUCACUAGCUUCAGCUCUAGCAAUCACACCUUCAAAUUCUCAUCUCUGAAGUAUGUAACUGUGACAAAUUGCCCCAACAUGGAGACUUUCACUAAAAGAGUUAUAAGCACACCAAAAUUACAGAUAUUUGAGCUAGACAAGACUGUCUAUUGGGACGUUGACCUCAACGCAACCAUACAACAAUUACAUGAAAAAAUGGCUGAAGAUUUUGCUGAAGAUUUUGAGAUCUGGCCUGAAGAGGAGUCUGAUACAUCAAUGUCUGAGGUGGGCGAUGAGGAGGAAGAUGAAGAGGGCAGCUCCGAGUGCCAAAUUUCAAGAACGUUGAAACUCAAGCUCAAUUCAAGCAUUUGCUGGGAGGAAUUGCAGGGCGUCAAGAAUGUUGAAGACCUACGCAUAGAUGAAUGGCAUGGUGAGAAUGUUCUUUAUGCAUUCGACAGAGAGGGUUUUGUAGAAUUGAAGCAUCUCCAUGUUCAAAAUAGUGCCUACUUUCUCUGCAUCAUUGAUUCAAUUGAGCCAGUAUCAUGCGGUCCCUUCCCUCUCUUGGAGUCAUUGGUUCUUAACAAUUUGAUUAAUUUAGAGAAGAUAUGUCACAGUCAAUUCACAACACAGUCCUUUUGCAAGUUGAGAAUCAUGAAUGUGAGGAAGUGUGAGAAAUUGAAAAAUAUCUUCUCAUUCUCCGUUGCCAGAUUCCUUCCACAACUUCAAACUAUUAAGGUGAUUAAAUGCGAGAAUAUGGAAGAGAUUUUUUCUAUUGGAAGAGAAGAUGAUAUCAACAAUGAACUGACUGACAAAAUUGAGUUUGGACAAUUACGUUUCUUGACUCUAAAAGUUCUCCCACAGUUCAAAAGCUUCUGCUCCAAAGUGAAAACACCUUCCACUUCUCAAAAUGUACACAGGGAAUUUACAACUGGAGCAAUCUCCAGUGAAAUCGUUGUGGAAGACGAGAUAGAUACUCUCACAUCUCUGUUCAAUGAAAAGGUUGUAUUCCCCAACCUUGAGGCCUUGGAAUUAUCUGCAAUUAAUUUUCAAAUGAUCUGGCUCAACCAACUUCCAUCAAUGUCUUACCAAGUAGCUGAUAGGUUUGUCUUUCCGCGGCUAACCUCCCUGAAACUCUGUGACCUACCAAAGCUUACAACUUUCUACUCUGGAAUAGAAAUUUCAGAAUGGCCAGAGUUAAAGAAGAUUGAGGUGUAUGGUUGCGACAAAGUAGUGAUAUUCACCUCGGAGUUGUUUAGCUUCCAGGAACCUGAUGAGGAGGGCCAACUUGAAGUCCCACCAAAGCAGCCCCUUUUUGUGGUCGAAAAGGUCUUCCCCAACUUGGAGGAAUUGGCUUUAAACAGUAAGGACAUUGUGAUGAUAAGCCAGUUACCGGAACAUCUCUUUCUCAAACUCAAAGUAGUUGAGGUGGUGGAUGAUGAAUCAUAUGUUUUUCCACUUAGUUUACUCCAAAGAUUUAAUAAUUUGGAAGUGUUCAGCCUAAAUUGUUGUUCAUACACAGAGAUAUUAUCAUGUGAAGAGGCUGGGAACAUCGCACAGUUGAAAUAUUUAAACAUACAGGAGUGUGACAAUUUGCUCAAUUUAGAGCCUUUCCCAACUUCUUUCCAAAAUCUAACAACUCUCCAAGUACGUUUUUGCUGUGGAUUAAUGAACUUGGUAACAUCCUCAACAGCCAAGGGCUUGGUGCAACUGAAAGAAAUGAAUAUUUAUGACUGCGAUAUUGAAGAAAUAGUAGUAGAUGACGGGGAUGUAGAAGAUGAUGAGAUUGUUUUCAGAAAAUUGAAGAGGUUGUCACUUGGACGAUUAUAUAAUCUCACUAGCUUCAGCUCUAGCAAUCACACCUUCAAAUUCUCAUCUCUGAAGUAUGUAACUGUGACAAAUUGCCCCAACAUGGAGACUUUCACUAAAAGAGUUAUAAGCACACCAAAAUUACAGAUAUUUGAGCUAGACAAGACUGUCUAUUGGGACGUUGACCUCAACGCAACCAUACAACAAUUACAUGAAAAAAUGGCUGAAGAUUUUGCUAAAGAUUUUGAGAUCUGGCCUGAAGAGGAGUCUGAUACAUCAAUGUCUGAGGUGGGCGAUGAGGAGGAAGAUGAAGAGGGCAGCUCCGAGGAUGAUGAUGAUCAGGCGUAGUUCAUUUGGCUGUGACAAUGUUUAACAUUGUACAAUUCAUAUGAUCGUGUUUUGUGUUUCCAAAUUCUUAGUGUAGGUUCUCUCCGAUUCUCGUCAUAAUUUUGUUCUAAGAUUAGUAAAGAUGAUCUGUAGUUCAUUGCUACAAACUGUAUGAACAAUUUCCAAAGACUUAAACAGUCAUAUUAAAAGCCAGGAAAUGACUCAACCAACAAAUGAGAGUAAUAUAUUAAUCAAGCAAUUGCUGCGAAACCAGAAUGCUAUUGCUUGAUUUUUCAGCAUCUC